Molecule: messenger RNA, 573 nt
Organism: Didymodactylos carnosus
Lineage: Eukaryota; Metazoa; Rotifera; Eurotatoria; Philodinida; Philodinidae
Source: the annotation of a GenBank genome assembly
AUGCACUGGCACCAAAACCAAGCAACUCUCUUCACAGUUUCACUUAAAGUUGGUGACGAAGAACGAAAUAUGGGCAUAAUAUCUGAUCAUACCGUGCACGACACAGCAUUUGUGUACUGUACCCAGCAAAUAAUAGUUGAAUAUGUUAAACGAGUGUUUAAAGAUGUAAAAACAAUAACAUAUCUGAGUGAUGGUGCAUCAGCACAUUUUAAAAAUAAUUCAAACAUGUUUAGCUUAACAUAUCAUCAGCAAGAUUUUGGUAUCAAAGCCAACUGGGUUUUCUCCUCGACAUCUCACGGGAAGGGUCCUGCUGAUGGUAUUGGAGCAACAAUAAAAUCAAGUGCAACAAAACACUUGUUUCGACAUGGGCAUGAGAAAUCAUUUCGUGACGCCAAACAAUUUUAUGAAUUUUCCCUCAAACACUUUGAUCGAAUGGGAGUUGUUCGUCCGUCAGGUGGAGAACCACAUCGUCCGAUCGAAAUCAAAUUUCUGAGUUCGGGUACUGUACAACAAAUGUAUGAUGAUAAAUUAAGUAUUAGAUGGAAUAAACUACCUAAUACAGAUGAGAUAUAG